This is a messenger RNA of Trachymyrmex septentrionalis, 774 nucleotides long. RefSeq lists its product as uncharacterized. The record is from RefSeq and is a predicted model, not a curated record. The coding region runs from base 1 to 774 and encodes 257 amino acids. Lineage: Eukaryota; Metazoa; Arthropoda; Insecta; Hymenoptera; Formicidae. The transcript has a single exon. Gene Ontology annotation, molecular function: nucleic acid binding.
AUGCAGUUAGACAUGUUUGUUAAUGAGAUCUCGGCUCUAAAACAAAAUCGCCUGGUACCGAAGAACAGUCCGCUCUUCGUUCUCAAUCUUUAUAUGGACAAGGAUGGACUUAUUCGUAUUCGAGGAAGACUUCGUCGAGCUUGUCUCCCUGAAGCGACGAGGAAUCUCAUCAUCUUACGCGCGCAUCCGCUGUUAGUACUCAUUAUCCAUCAUCUUAGAAUGUUGCAUGUCGGUUCUCAAUUAACGCUCGCGUCAUUGCAACACGAAUUCUGGAUUCUCCGAGCCCGCACCAUCAUUCGAUCCGUUUUUUAUAAGUGCAUACCAUGCACGCGUGAACGCGCCGACGUGCCCAUCGAAUUCAUGAGUGACUUCCAGGCUGCAAGAGUCAACCGCACCGCUCGUGCUUUUGUCCAUACCGGCGUCGAUUACGCAGAUCCGAUAACUAUCCAAACAACUGCCGGUCGAGAGUAUAAAUCGCAAAAAGCCUAUAUCGCUUUAUUCAUAUGUCUCACUACCAAAGCUCUGCACUUAGAGCUCGUCAGCGAUUAUACCUCUCCUAUCGUAGCAGAGUAUCAACGAUUUAUUUCUCACCGAGGACUACCGACGUCCAUGUAUUCCGAUAACGAAACCACGUUUCACGGCGCCGAUAGCAAAUUGUCCAAAGCACAUGCAAAAGCCAUUCGCGAUCCUAACUUCCGCAACCAACUCACUAUCGACGGAACUGCGUGGCAUUUUCUACUCCCUGCGUCGCCGCACUUCGGCGGCCGCAGUUAG